Molecule: messenger RNA, 1055 nt
Organism: Stegastes partitus (bicolor damselfish)
Lineage: Eukaryota; Metazoa; Chordata; Actinopteri; Pomacentridae
Gene: llph
Product: LLP homolog, long-term synaptic facilitation factor
Exons: 3
Coding region: 115-495 (126 amino acids)
Biological process (GO): dendrite extension
Cellular component (GO): nucleolus
Molecular function (GO): RNA binding
Source: RefSeq, a predicted model, not a curated record
CUUCCAACCAUUUUUUUCUUCACUUGUAAACACGUGUAGGGAGCCGUGUGUGUUCCUGUCGCAACGCAGAGAAUUUAAACAGAUAAUACACUUCACUCGUAUAUCAUCCUUAAAAUGGCAAAAAGCCUCCGGAGCAAAUGGAAGCGAAAAAUGCGGGCAGAGAAGAGGAAGAAAAAUGCUCCCAAGGAGCUGGCUCGACUGAAACAAGCUCUGAAUCUGGAUAAGAAAGGAGAAGCUGUCAUGACUGACGUGCAAGAGAUUGCCACAGUGGUGCCGGCUGCCAAGAUAAAGAAGGGGGCAGAUGUUGAAAUGGCAGAAUUCGAAGGUGACGACGGGAAGAUGGACAUGGACAGCAAGCGCAACAAGACAACUCUGUUGGAUGAAAACGGACAGUAUCCUGCAUGGAUGAGUCAACGACAGGCUAAGAAACUGAAAGGCAAACGGAUGGCAAAGAAAAGUGGCAAAGGCAAGAAGAAGAAGGGUAUUUCCUGGUAAAAUGGAGAAAACCAAAAGACUGUUGCUUUGCCUUAAAGACUCUGGAUGCAGAAACACAGAAUCAUUUCAUGUAUUUGUUUACACAUGGUAAGUGAUGACUGUCUGCCAGUAAAUAUUUUUCUGUCCAGUGGAUUUUUACAUUCAUGGCUUUAUCACAGAGCCUGAAGUUGUACAAAGUUCACUGCAGAAAACUGCUCUCAUGGAACAGCAGCUCCAUUUUGAUUUCAGAACAAUUCCUAAGAACAUAACACUUGUGUGGACUUCACAGUGCUUUAUUGUGUUGUAGAAUUGGAGGAGAUACACGUGUAUGCUCUGCUACAUGUUAAAUCUGUGUGUCCUCUAAUUUGUUGUCCUUUGGCUUAUUUUGUUGACUGUAUUUUGAUGUUAUAUCUCUAGUUUCGUACCACUUAUUGCUGGGCGAUGAUAUUUUCCUGCACAAGUGAACUGGCAGAUAUCACAUCAGACCGAAUCAUACAGAAGCUGCCACAGUUUGCUUGGAACUCUAUUGUAAAUUGACACUGAUAAGAAAUUAUCUAAUAAAAAUAACUGGUGUACAAACA